AUGGAUACCCCCAAGCGCGAGGCCGGCCACGCCAAUGCCUGUGUUUUCACUCUGCGGAUUGGGUCGACUCACCGAAACGUAUGCGCUGACGAUCCUCAUCCUGCUGCGGCUGCCAUUGGCUACCUCCCGCCAGAAGCCAGCUUCACGGACGCGUGUCGGGUUAUGCCCAAAUCAAUGACGGAGUUGUACCCUCCCUCGAGCUAUCGCGAGCGCCCAGAAUAA
Neoarthrinium moseri is the source of this 222-nucleotide messenger RNA. RefSeq lists its product as uncharacterized. The record is from RefSeq and is a predicted model, not a curated record. Bases 1 to 222 code for a protein of 73 amino acids. Lineage: Eukaryota; Fungi; Ascomycota; Sordariomycetes; Amphisphaeriales; Apiosporaceae. The transcript has a single exon.